CAUCUUCAACCAUAAGAAAUCUCUCUCUCUCUCUCUCUCUCUCUCUCUCUCUCAUAGUAUACACACAAUUCAUCCCUCCCUCCUUCCUCUCUCUCUCUGCCUCUCUCGAAUACACACACACACGCAGCAUCUCUCUCACUAAAAUAUAAAAAAAUGGACAAUGUUCUUCUUCUUCCACAACUUUACUUUAGUGAAUCACACCAUGUGAAUCUCUGACACAUUCUUCUUACUUGGAUUAUACUCUCUCUUUGUCUUUCUCUCUCCCUCUCCAUCUCUCUCAUCUUCUUCACACACACAAUCACUCAGUGUGUGUGAAAAUUGUGAUAGAUAGACAGAUACAAUAUAUACACACAGUACACCUAAUUAGGGCAAAUGUCUGGUAGAGGACGAAGCAACUCACCGUAUCAACACAGAAAGCACUCAACGCCUCCAUUCUCAUCAUCAUCUUCAUCGAAUUCAUUCGGAAAGCUCAUGCCUCGGUCCUGCUCUUCCUCCGCGACGUCGUUUUACAGUUCGAGCAAUGGCGGUUAUAAUACUAGAUCGGUCACUCCGAGUCGGAGUUACAGCAACUCAGGCUACGGAGCUCGGACGCCGGUGAAUUAUCCGUCGCCGGAGGAGUUGGAGUCGCCGGUGGAUUCUUCGCGAUCCGGCGGUGAUAGCAUUUCGGUCACGAUUCGGUUUCGGCCGUUGAGUGAACGGGAGUAUCAGAUUGGUGAUGAACUUGCUUGGUAUGCUGAUGGUGAUAAAAUUGUUCGGAAUGAGUAUAAUCCGAUGACUUCUUAUGCAUUUGAUAAGGUAUUUGGACCUUCUACGGCUACUCAGGAAGUUUACGAAGUAGCUGGCCGACCUGUUGUAAAAAAUGCAAUGGAGGGUAUCAAUGGAACUGUUUUUGCUUAUGGUGUUACAAGCAGUGGAAAGACACAUACUAUGCAUGGAGAUCAAAAUUCUCCAGGUAUCAUACCUUUGGCAAUAAAAGAUGUCUUCAGCAUCAUUCAAGAUACACCGGGAAGGGAAUUCUUGCUCCGCGUAUCCUAUCUUGAAAUCUAUAAUGAGGUGAUAAAUGACUUGCUUGAUCCAACUGGGCAAAACUUGCGAGUCAGAGAAGAUGCACAGGGUACGUAUGUCGAGGGUAUAAAGGAAGAAGUUGUCUUGUCACCUGGGCAUGCACUUUCCUUUAUUGCUGCUGGAGAAGAGCACCGGCAUGUUGGCUCAAACAAUUUUAACCUUUUUAGUAGCCGCAGUCACACAAUUUUCACAUUGAUGAUUGAAAGUAGUGCCCAUGGUGAUGAAUACGAUGGAGUGAUCUUCUCUCAACUUAAUCUAAUAGAUCUUGCUGGAUCUGAGAGCUCAAAAACUGAAACUACUGGUCUAAGGAGGAAGGAAGGAUCGUACAUAAACAAAAGUCUUUUGACACUCGGAACGGUGAUUGGUAAGCUUAGUGAGGGCAAGGCAUCUCAUGUACCAUAUCGAGAUUCUAAACUUACUCGCCUCCUUCAAUCCUCCCUUAGUGGGCACGGACAUGUUUCGCUUAUCUGCACGAUUACUCCUGCAUCAAGUAAUAUGGAGGAAACUCAUAACACACUGAAAUUCGCAAGCAGGGCAAAACGUGUUGAAAUCUAUGCCUCGCGGAAUAAGAUAAUUGAUGAAAAGUCACUGAUCAAGAAGUAUCAAAGAGAAAUAUCUGUACUUAAGGAUGAGCUGGAUCAGCUAAGGAGGGGUAUGCUUGUUGGAAUCCAUCCUGAGGAAAUUAUGACCUUAAAACAAAAGCUGGAAGAAGGACAAGUGAAAAUGCAAUCAAGAUUGGAAGAAGAGGAAGAAGCCAAGGCUGCUUUGAUGAGUAGGAUCCAGAGGCUGACCAAAUUGAUACUCGUUUCAUCUAAAAAUUCAAUUCCUGGUUUGAGUGAGAUUUCUGGUCAUCAGGGAAGUCUUUCUGUUGGCGAAGAUGAUAAGCUGGAUGUUCUAGGUGAUGGUUCAGUACUCAUGGAUGGUGAAAAUCAAAAUACCAUAGGAAUCGAAUCUUAUAAUUCAAAGCAAAAAUCUUCCAGCAAGUCGAAUGAUGAUCUGUCUACACCAGGCAGUACAAUGACUGAAUCACUUCAAACUGGGGAACUUAUCAGCGGGUCAUCGUGUGGUUCCAAAGUAGGUAUGUUGAUGUCAGAUCAGAUUGACCUACUUGUUGAGCAAGUCAAGAUGCUAGCAGGUGAGAUUGCUUUCAGCACCAGCACCUUAAAGCGUUUAAUGGAGCAAUCUGCCAAUGAUCCUGAGGGAUCAAGAACUCAGAUUCAGAACUUGGAAUGUGAGAUUCAAGAGAAGACCAAGCAAAUGAGGCUGUUAGAACAGAGGAUAACUGAAAGUAGUGAAUCUUCAGUUGCAAAUGCGUCACUAGCUGAUAUGCAGCAGACCUUAAUGAGAUUGAUGACUCAAUGUAAUGAGAAGGGGUUUGACCUAGAGAUCAAGUCGGCAGACAACCGUAUACUCCAGGAACAAUUGCAGAACAAGUGCUCGGAGAACAAAAAAUUGCAAGAGAGAAUUGAAUUCUUAGAGCAAAAACUGGCUUCGGCUGUUGGUGACAAAGAUUUCAUGUCGUCUGAUGAGUGUGGACCUAAGGAAUGUGCCGAUGAUUUGAAAAAGAAAAUAAAAGUUCAGGAGAUUGAAAAUGAGAAAUUGAAGCUGGAACACAUUCAUAUGUCAGAGGAGAAUAGUGGAUUAUAUGUUCAGAACCAAAAAUUAUCUGAAGAAGCUUCAUACGCGAAGGAACUAGCUUCUGCUGCUGCCACUGAACUGAAGAAUUUGGCUGGAGAAAUCACCAAGCUUUCGUUACAGAAUGCAAAGCUGGAAAAAGAAUUGAUAAAUGCUCGUGAUUUAAUUAACUCCAGAGGCUCUGGCGCAAAUGCUAAUGGUGGUAACCGCAGGCAUGGUGAUGCUCAGAGACAUGGUAGAAGAGGACGGCUUUCUAGUCGGUCAAAUGAAGUUUUAGGAAUGGUGACUGAUGAGUUUGACUCAUGGAAUCCUGACCUAGACCAUCUAAGAUUGGAGUUACAGGCAAGAAAGCAAAGGGAGUCUGCCCUCGAGGCUGCUUUGGCUGAGAAGGAAUUGACAGAAAAUGAAAGCAGGAAGAAAGUUGAAGAGGGUAAGAAAAGGGAGGCUGCUCUUGAAAAUGAUUUAGCAAAUAUGUGGGUUCUAGUUGCUCAAUUGAAGAAAGAGGUUGGAGCUGUCAAAGAAGCAAAGGUUAACGAGAUACGUCCAAUUGAUAUUGACCAUGUGAGCAACCCAAGUACAGAUGAUGGUGAAAUCAUCAACUCAGUCCUUAAAGAGAGACAAAUUUCUGAUGUUAUCGAGUCAGGUUAUGUGAUUCCCAAGGAAGAACCCCUUGUUGCUAGGUUGAAGGCUCGAAUGCAAGAGAUGAAGGAAAAAGAGCUCACGUCUUUGCCAAAUGGAGAUGUAAAUUCUCAUUUAUGCAAAAUAUGUUUUGAAUCAACGACUACAGCUAUGCUUCUUCCUUGCCAGCAUUUUUGUUUGUGUAAAUCUUGUUCAGUUGCAUGUAUCGAGUGUCCAAUUUGUCGCACAAAGAUAGCAGAUAGAGUUUUUGCUUUUACUUCGUGAUAGUUUACUCAACACCAUCACAAACAGGGAUCAAUUUCAACUCAACUGUUUGUGUUUUUGGAGGCAUUUUUUUAUUGAUCAACUUGUACGUAGCUGUUGCAAAAGAGAGAAAUAUACAAUUCCUUUGGUGUGGAGUGUAGAUAAGACCUGGAAAAGGAAAAUCAGUCAAGAUGAAGUAGCAGUGGGAGGGAAAGGAGAAGAAAUUAUAUUUGCAAAAUAUAAACAUGUAAAUAUUAUAACCUCUUAACCAACUUUGUGGAGAUAAUAAAAGAGUGUUUGGUUAUUA
Daucus carota subsp. sativus is the source of this 3889-nucleotide messenger RNA. Its product is annotated as kinesin-like protein KIN-7D, mitochondrial. Gene Ontology annotation, molecular function: microtubule motor activity; ATP binding; microtubule binding. The coding region runs from base 373 to 3603 and encodes 1076 amino acids. NCBI's taxonomy places the organism in Eukaryota, Viridiplantae, Streptophyta, Magnoliopsida, Apiales, Apiaceae. The record is from RefSeq and is a predicted model, not a curated record. Gene Ontology annotation, biological process: microtubule-based movement. The transcript has 25 exons.